AUGGAUAAAACCCUGUGUGAACAGUUUGAUACAUUGAGAAGCUCUUUUCCCGAUGACUUAGACAAGUCUACAAAUUUAAAUUUUAAAAACUUAGGGAAUUUUAUGAAUUAUUGCUUUAAUGGAGAAUCAAAGGAAACAGAAUGUAAGACUUAUCUUGAUAAUAUAAAUGCUGGUUGUUUAUGGUUGCUUGAUCAAUUGUUUGUGAAAAAAAAAAAAAAAAAUAUCAAUACUUUUCAAUACAUUAUCAUAUGGUUAAGUUAUAAACUAAAUCAAAAGAAGUAUGACGGAAUCAAGGAUCUAAAUGAUUUUUACAAUAAAUAUAUAGAAAAUAAUACGCAUUAUACUAGUUGUAAUAAUGAUAGUGAAGAUUGUAGUAAGCAAUUACAAGAUAAUACGGGAUAUCCAAAUUAUAAGGAAAUCAUAAAUGGAAGAAAGAGAUUGUUGAGUACUAAUAUUGAAAAGAUGUCUAAAAUUUAUGAUGCAUUUAAACCAUUAUGUAAAAUGUAUACUGGACUUAAUGCAAACGAAAAAACAAAUAAGAAUUAUUUAGAUUGUGCUAGUAAAUUUGUUGAAAAAUAUAAUGAACUUAAUGUUUCUGAUAUUGAUAAUGAUAGUCCUUAUCAUCAAGUAUUGUCUACAUUAUUAAAUGAUUAUAAUAAUUUUAAAAGUUAUUGUGAUACUAAUGGCGUUGAUUGUAAUGAUAUUCCAUCCCUCGUCCCGACAGAAAGAGAAGGGAAUGAUAUGCAAAGUUCUGAAGAAAUUUGUUAUGUUACACCACCAAGUUUGUCGAUAGUAAAAAAAUUAAUUCUAGCUUUAUUAAUAUUCAGUACAAUAUCAAUCUUUUUGGGAAUUUUUUUUAAGUGUUCGUUAUUUGUAUUACGGAAAAGAGCUCAAAAAGAAUAUUUAAGAGAAAAACUAAAAAAUAUAAAGAAGAGAAUGAAUCAUUAA
Messenger RNA from Plasmodium yoelii, 948 nucleotides. Its product is annotated as PIR protein. The record is from RefSeq and is a predicted model, not a curated record. The transcript is spliced from 3 exons. Lineage: Eukaryota; Apicomplexa; Aconoidasida; Haemosporida; Plasmodiidae. Bases 1 to 948 code for a protein of 315 amino acids.